Molecule: messenger RNA, 2898 nt
Organism: Colletotrichum paranaense
Lineage: Eukaryota; Fungi; Ascomycota; Sordariomycetes; Glomerellales; Glomerellaceae
Exons: 7
Coding region: 1-2898 (965 amino acids)
Biological process (GO): mitochondrial translation; glutaminyl-tRNAGln biosynthesis via transamidation
Cellular component (GO): glutamyl-tRNA(Gln) amidotransferase complex; mitochondrion
Molecular function (GO): glutaminyl-tRNA synthase (glutamine-hydrolyzing) activity
Source: RefSeq, a predicted model, not a curated record
AUGCCUUCGAUUGCAGACAUUCCUUGCGAGCUGGUGUCAUCCAUUCUGCGAAGCCUGGACGAUUUUGAGACUCUUACCUCAGCUUUGCUCGCAUGUCGCCAUAUUUAUACCUCCUUCAAGCAGAUCGCUGGCACUGAGUUGGCCAUUCUUCGUCGGAAAAUCGGGCUAGACCUACUCCCAUAUGCCGUCGCGUCUUUGGAAGCGUCAAGACUAAAGCCAAGCCCAGGUGACGAUAGUUCCAUCCGCGCCUUGCUCGACCUACUCUACGAUAACCCUUCACAGUUGGUGGCCAGAACCGCUUCGAUAUCUUCAGAACUCUUGCGAAGCAUGUCGCGCAAGCAUGACUGGGUGACUACUCUAGCACUCAGUUAUGCGGCAGAAGCUAAAAUUCACCUCGCCUCUGACAUCGCAGCAUCACCAGAGGCCGUCGAUCUGUCUCCUCCCGAGUACAUCCGCUUCUGCCGCGCCUUCUAUCGCGUCGACUUAUUCUACCUCCUUUUCGGCGCGGUCGGAAACUUCAACGGACUGUCCGGAAUGGGAAACUUGCUCUUCCACAGACAUCCGCCGUGGGUGAACGAACAACUUGGCUGCGUACAUGACUUCAUUGAGGACAAGUUUCUUGAAGCUUCCAUCGACGUCCUUGCCCACGAUGUCACCUUCGGCGAAUAUGAGAUCGACUAUUUGACAACCGGCGGAGAUAACAUGAUGAUACAGUCAUGGGCAGUCAAUGCCGGCACGACUAACCUUCCCGAUGCGUUUGGGUGUAUCAUGGAUGACCAUGCUUACAACAACACCGACUUGGAAGACUUCAGUGCAUCUGAGCUUGCGACGAUAAUUCCCGCCUGCGACAAUGUUUGCAACACGGACAAGGGCCUUACGCGGACCCGAGAACAAUUGGCUGAGGAGACGUGCAUACGUCUUUGGGAUUGGGUCUACAUUCGAGGGCCCGACGUUCUGAAGCUGUUUGCCAUCGCCAGAUGUGAAGACGAUGGUCCUUCCGCUGAAGCAUUGGAGGAGAUGGAAAAAUCCUUCAAGCAGAGAUCCUUGAUCUGGCAGACAUCGACCAUGACCCAGGCCAGUAGCGGGAUGCUCAAUAGCAUGUCGCAGGUUCUGAUGGUUUACCAAUCUCCUGUGUAUCGCGCAGCUUCCGAUCACAUUUGGGUCGAAACGACAGCUUGGGAACUAGGAGAUGAAAUCGACAUGUCGGAACUGGCCAUGGUUCAGAGAGGUCUACACAUCGGACGUGGGUCCGGACCUUCAAAUUGGAAUAAGCUUAGUCAUGCACCAGUCCUCGGUGAAUUGACCCCAACGUUCACCGAGACGAGAAGCUCCCCAAAAAAAGCCCACGAGCUACAUGAAACAACGUCACCGGCUGGCCAUUGCAGCCACAUGUCUUCUCAUAUCAAGCUCUCGCGGCUAAAUCUGCGGCCAUUGAGCUCAAGAUGCAGCGCGCAAGCUACGCGACAGCAGAGACGAUCUCACCAUGACUUCAAUCACUUUGUGUGCCGGUCAGAUGCCUCUGAAGCUACACUCCAAUCGCCGAACAAAUUCAAGUUAGCGGUAAAGGACAAUAUCGCGACCGAAGGGCUGCCGACAACAUGCUCCUCCGCCAUCCUCUCCUCCCACAAAAGCCCCUACGAGGCCACCAUCGUGCGCCAGCUCCGGAAACGAGGUGCUCAAGUUGUAGGGAAGACAAACAUGGAUGAAUUCGGCAUGGGAUCCCACUCGCUGAACUCGAUCCACGGGCCUGUACUCAAUUCGCUGUCUGCGACGCCGACCUCUGCUGGCGGAAGCUCAGGAGGCAGCGCUGUUGCGGUUCAGACUAGCGAAGCGGACGUCGCGCUCGGGACGGAUACGGGCGGUUCAAUUCGCCUUCCUGCGGCGUACUGCGGUGUGGUUGGAUAUAAGCCCUCCUAUGGCAUGCUGUCGAGGUUCGGGGUUGUUCCGUAUGCGAACUCCUUGGAUACCGUUGGUCUGCUUGCUAGGGAUGUUGAUGUUAUCGAGGAUUUAAUGUUCAGCACGGGACUAGACGCGGAACAUGACUCCCAGGACCCGACAUCCUUGUCAAAGAGCUUCCGAAAGAAGCAGCAGAGUCAAGCGGCCACUGGUCGGUCACGGCUACGCAUCGGCAUUCCUCUAGAAUACAAUAUCGAGGAAUUGGAUCCCAAGAUCAAAGCAGCCUGGUCUGACGCAGCAGACCUUUUGCAGAAAUCCGGCAUAGAGGUGGUUCCGGUAUCAUUACCGUCCACAAAGCACGCUCUAUCAGCAUACUACGUCAUCGCACCGGCAGAAGCAUCUUCCAACCUCGCCAAGUACGACGGCGUCCGCUACGGCACCCGCGGCGACGAGAGCGAUGGCGCUGGCGAGGUCCUCUACUCCAAGACUCGCGGUCUUGGCUUGGGCGAGGAAGUCAGACGCCGCAUCCUCCUCGGCGCCUACAGCUUGAGCUCCGAGGCAAUGGACAACUACUUUAUCCAAGCCCAGCGGGUGCGCAAGCUCGUCCAGCGAGACUUUGACCGCGUCUUUAGGCUGGAGAACCCCCUCUACGACGAACAGCAGUUCGACUUGAGCGAUAUGAAGGAUGAGGUCGAGCUUCAGGAUAAACUCGGCCCUUCGCAGGUGGACUUCUUGUUGUGUCCUACUGCGCCGACGUUUGCACCGCGUAUUGAGGAUAUCAAGCGGCAGACACCGGUGCAGGUAUACAUGAAUGAUGUCUUUACAGUGCCGGCCAGUCUCGCUGGGCUGCCGGCCAUCAGCAUCCCUACCAAGAUCAAGUCGGAGGAUGAAGAGGUGGACGGUAGCCAGCGUGUCGCGGGUCUCCAGCUGAUCGGUCAGUACUGGGAUGACAAGCGGUUGCUCAGCGUGGCCAAGAAUCUCCUUAGCCAGUUACUUGCUUGA